AUAACGACAGUGGGCGUUGCAAACGACUCCUUCCUCUCACUUUUCUUCGUACCUUCCUCAUCUUAAGCAGGCGGUUCAUCGGCCGUAUCAACACAGAAAGCAAACCUUAUGGCCGAAAGCCCGUCUCGGUUGCCGACACCCGCCGUUUCCGUAUCGGAAACCGAUACGUCUCAGUACUGGUGCUACAACUGCAACAAACGCGUCUCUAUCGAAACCCUAGCCAAUCAACCAGAUGUUAUUUGCCUUGAGUGCAAGAAUGGUUUCGUUGAAUUAAUCCCCGCUCCGUCAACUUCGCCCUCAGCAACUCCUUCCCUAAUAUCAGACCAGGCUGAUGAUUCGACUUUUGGAUCCCAAUUCCUUCAAAUGCUUCGCAUAAUCGCGCAGGCGGCGCGUGACGAGGACGCGCCUCCUCUUCCGCAGGACCCCCAAUCUGAGGACGAUUUUUUGAGGAUCGAGCUCAAUGAAUUGGACAACGACGAAGAUGAAGACGAGGAUGAAGACGAUGCAAAUGAGAACGAGAAUGAAAACGAAGGGAACAGAGAUGAAGGACAGCAUGACGGUGAAGAAGGAGAGGAUCGAUCUGAUAACGAAAACGAAGAGGAAGAUUACGAAGAUCUGAGGACAAGACAGCGCGAUAUUCUUCGUCUCCGGAUCCGGGACUUUGCUACCCGAGCGAGGAGCGGGCGUAACCGGAUCCUUGACUGGGCUGAGAUUCUGAUGGGGCUGGAGGACAACUCGAUUGAAUUUCGUCUUGAAGUCCCGGAGACCGAUAGAUAUAUAGGCAAUCCGGAGGAUUACGUGGAUGCCGCUGGAUACGAGGCGCUGCUGCAGAACUUGGCUGAAAGUGAUGGUGGAAGGAGAGGGGCUCCACCUGCAGCAAAAUCGGUGGUGUCAUCGUUGCCCGCGAUUAAGAUCAUGUCAGAGGCGGAUAGUCUUGUGUGUGCCAUAUGCAAGGAUAUGGUUAAUGUUGGUGAAACAGAGACGAAAUUGCCGUGUGGACAUGGGUACCAUGGGGACUGCAUUGUGCCGUGGUUGGGUUCUAGGAAUUCUUGUCCUGUUUGUAGGUUUGAGUUGCCAACGGAUGACUCAGAGUAUGAGGAGGACAGAAAGAAGAAAGCGGCGGGCACUUCAGGCGGUGCUUCAGGUUCUGGCGAUGAUAGUUUGGGUUCCACUUGAUUUUAAUUGGUAUGCAAGUCAAUUUAAAAUUUUACUCGUGUAGUUUAAUGGUUCAUGAACCUUUGGUUGUUUAUUUACUUCUGUGGAUUAGAUAAAGCUGGAUUUGAUUUCAUUUGCAUAUGAAUGUAAAUAAUAUUUACUCUGUUUGGUUU
Molecule: messenger RNA, 1328 nt
Organism: Manihot esculenta (cassava)
Lineage: Eukaryota; Viridiplantae; Streptophyta; Magnoliopsida; Malpighiales; Euphorbiaceae
Product: E3 ubiquitin-protein ligase CIP8
Exons: 1
Coding region: 109-1176 (355 amino acids)
Biological process (GO): protein ubiquitination
Cellular component (GO): cytoplasm
Molecular function (GO): ubiquitin protein ligase activity
Source: RefSeq, a predicted model, not a curated record